CUUCACCUGGUGGUCUCAGUCGGAACUAUGCAUCAGCGCGAGAUCUCAUGUCUCCUUACGCUGCUUUGUUUGAUACCUGUUGUGUCAGGUACUUCGAUCUAUUCCAGGUAUAUGUACAGGCAUCGCUACACAGGCACGUGUACAGAGAAAGUGUGUGAUCUGGCGCACUUUAGUUACGACCGAGAUAAUUGUCAAGGUCCAAACUUUUGGGACCGUAUCACGCCUUGUUGGGGGAACUGCUCCUCUCUACUCCAGUCACCUAUCAACAUCAACACAGGGGAGACAAUCUACCGACCCUUUAGAGGUCUCAAGUUUUUAGAUCUUUGCGGGAGAAUUAGCGCCAAAAUCAGGAAUAACGGACAUUCUCCUCAUUUUAUGGCCGACGAUCGAACCCCCGUUAAACUUGGUAACGUUCCCUACAGUCGAAAUGCCGGCUUCGCAUUUCAUGAAGUUCACAUUCAUCUUGGCCAGUGGGAAUCAAGAGGCUCUGAACACUCAAUAGAUAAUCAGUUCUACCCAAUGGAGGCCCAUAUGGUGUUCUUUGAUGACCGCUAUGAAAAUAUCGAGGAAGCACAGGCUCACCGCGGGGGCUUAGCUGUUAUUGCAGUUAUGGUUGAGAUUGAAAAAGAUACUGAGUUCUCGCGGUCUAACGGGAACAUAUUUAAAAAUCCUUUCUUUUCGAGACGUCAAUAUCCAAGACUGAAAAGGCAAGCUGUCUGGUCCAGAAACUCAUGUGCUAACACCAGGGUGUGCAGAAAAAAGAGCGCCAACCGUCUGAGUAAGCUAACGGAAAAAUAUUAUACUAUCAUUAAAAGCCAUAGAGCGGAGAGAAACCAAGAAAUCAUUGAGAAUUCAUACGUUGAAGUUAAGGAAAAAAUUUCACUAAGUGAUGUUCUUCCCUAUGACUGGAGUUUUUACACCUAUCAGGGUUCUCUGACCACACCCCCUUGCUAUGAAACAGUCCAGUGGAUAGUUUUGAGAUGUCCAAUAGCUGUAUCUAGAAAAGCGUAUAAAUCACUCAGUACAGUCUCAGAUAUUCACGGAAAUAGUCUUAAGAAGUUUGGAAUCCGACGACCACUUCAGCGAGGGAUAAAAAACCACCCAAGAGUAGAGGUCGAGCGCAACUUCCGGUGCGGGUCUCAAGGCAACCGACGAAACGUCUGUCCCAUUGAUCCCGAUGGUUAUUCGGAAAUAAUUCAAUGAGAAUCAAAAGCUUUUUCACUGAUCUAAACUAUUUAAAUUCUUAAGCACUUGAACUGUGAUAUAAUUGAAUUGAAGACUACAGUGUACAGUGUACUUCAGUUCGGCUCAACAUAGCACUGAACUUUUGAAGUGCAACUUCUAUUUGUUUGUCAUACUAGCAGUGUUUCAACGCACUUUGAAAAAUUACGCACUUUGGAAAUAUUUUUUUCAAAAUCUGUUAAUUUAGGGACCAAGUCAACGCACUUUGAGAAAAAAUACUUUUAUUUCAAAUUGCGUUAAUAUCGUCGAUAUUAUUGCACUUUGAAAAAGACUGUCUUGGGUUUAUUCGAAUUACUUGAUAUAUUGGAUUAUAUGCAAUAAAUGGAUUUAACCUUGUAUAGCUCCAUGGGGUAUAUUAAUAGAAAACCCAAGGGAAUCUAAGCUAACUUGAUAUACAGCUUCUUAUUGCAAUAUUCGAUCUUUUCCAUUUGUAUUAUAUAAAUAUUCAUUUGUAUUGUAUAAUUUUCUAUUUGUAUUGUAUAAUUUUCCAUUUGUAUUCUAUAAUUUUUCAUUUGUAUUGUAUAAAUUUUAUUUGUAUUGUAUAAUUUUCAAUUUGUAUUCUAUAAUUUUCAAUUUGUAUUGUAUCCGAGGGAUUGUUUAUUUGUUUUGUUACGAAGGUUAUCAUUGGUUAAAAGUUUUAUACUGUAUUGUGGGAAAACCAGCGAGAUGUUCUGGAUGCUGAACGCAAACUGGUCCCCUUAACAUGACUUGUUUAAACACGUCACAGGCGUCGGAACCG
Magallana angulata is the source of this 1981-nucleotide messenger RNA. Its product is annotated as nacrein-like protein. Gene Ontology annotation, molecular function: carbonate dehydratase activity; zinc ion binding. The transcript is spliced from 8 exons. Lineage: Eukaryota; Metazoa; Mollusca; Bivalvia; Ostreida; Ostreidae. The coding region runs from base 28 to 1203 and encodes 391 amino acids. The record is from RefSeq and is a predicted model, not a curated record.